Candoia aspera is the source of this 17724-nucleotide messenger RNA. It is a transcript of the gene FSIP2, whose product is annotated as fibrous sheath interacting protein 2. Gene Ontology annotation, cellular component: mitochondrion. The record is from RefSeq and is a predicted model, not a curated record. NCBI's taxonomy places the organism in Eukaryota, Metazoa, Chordata, Lepidosauria, Squamata, Candoiidae. The transcript is spliced from 21 exons. The coding region runs from base 1 to 17667 and encodes 5888 amino acids.
AUGACGUACCCCAACCCGGGGGUCCUGAAGGCAGCCAUGGGACAUUACUUGACAGAAAGUGCCCGGACAGCACUCGAAGCUAUGGAACCGGAAGAGGAUGUUAUAGAACUGGGUCCUGGGAAACAGAUGCCAGCUGUGGGACCCAACCAAAUCCUGGACAUGCCACUUUUCACCAAGAUCCCAUUCCUGCCUGGCUCCAAUACCAUGUUCUACACAACGAACUUGGGUGAAAAGCUUUACCAGCCAUCAGCUACUUUUGAUCUGAGUGAUCCGUAUUGUAAGAUCAUGGCCCCCAAAUACAAAAGUCUUCAUGACCCACACCUACGUGCUUACUACAAGCGUAAAGACAAUCUGCGGAGACUGAAAAAGUCUGGCCAGAUCACUGACAAAAACAAAGUUGUGUGCAGCCUGAAGGAAUUUAAUGAGUACCGACAGUAUUUGACCUCCCUCAAGCUGGAGUUUGAAAAACACUACAUGAGAGAACAAAAAAUGCUGGAGAAACAAGUCACCAAGCUGCAAGACUCUCAUGUUCUUCCAGAGGCUGCAGAAACCUCAAAAUACCGAGAUUGGCUAUUGAAAGAAGAAAGACCUACCAUACAGGAGCAAGAGAAUGUAAUGAGGAACAGGUAUUUAGAGCUGAUUAACCAAGAACUGGAAAAACUCGAGCAGCUUGCUGAAGAGAACCGCCUCCUCGCCUUGGCUCAAGAUGACAAAAAGAAGCAGGGGCUUGAGAAAAGAAAGCAGCUUCUGCUUCGUAAGAAAAUGGAAGAGGAAUGGAGAAAAAAAGAAAUGACACUUUUAAUGAAAAUUGGUGAUGAUGUUAAACGAGAAGCAAGGAUUGAAGAACAGCGGCGGAAGAACAAGGAAGAUAAGCUGAAAAGGAAACAAGUCGUGCUGGAGAAGAAAAUGGCACACCACCUGAUGAAACUGCAAGACCGAUUCCAAAAAGAAGGGCUAUUGCCCCCUUUCUUCGUUACAACUGCCCUUGAAAACCAGAGCCUGUCACAUGAAAAAGAAGGAUCCUUCUCCAAGAAAAGUUCAGAAGAUGUUAGUGACGCCAUGGAGUUGGAGAAGAUAUCGUUUAGUCUCCCUGAUAAAGAAACAGAAUUUUCAAAAGAGGACAUGACGGAGCCCAUGAGCCUGGUAUCACUUUCCAAAGGAAAAAGUGAUGUAAAAUCUAUCCUUCUGGCCAGCUCUGAACUGAACUCAAGCAAGUUUGCCACUUCUGCAGAGGUGUCAGCAAUGAUGGUGCAGCAUCAGUCUGUGGCUCAGCUGGUUGCGGAAGCAAGAUUUCCUGUUCUGGAUCAGCUGGCUGUGGAAGCAAGACUUCCUGUUGCAGAUCAGCUGGCUGUGGAAGCAAGACUUCCUGUUGCAGAUCAGCUGGCUGUGGAAGCAAGACUUCCUGUUCUGGAUCAGUCAGUUGCAGAAGCAAAAUUUCCUGUUCUGGAUCAGCUGGCUGCGGAAGCAAGACUUCCUGUUGCGGAUCAGCCGGUUGCGGAAGCAAGACUUCCUGCUGUGGAUCAGCUGGAUCUGGGUGUGGGAGCAAGACUUCCUGUUGCGGAUCAGCUGGGUGUGGGAGCAAGACUUGCUGCUGCGGUUCUGGCUGUGGACCAGGAGGAAGUUCCAGUAACAGUGGCAAGACCGCAUGCUGUGGAUCAGCUGGGUGUGGGAGCAGUAAUGGAAAAGCAGGUGGUGGUUAUGAUUCAAGUGGCAGCAGCAAACAUGGAACAAGCAGUAGCACCAACAAGCUCCCUUUCUCAUCUUCAAGUGGUGUCUUCUUCGGAACUCAAUAGCAUCAUUCAGAAUAUCAUGACCUGGGUGGUGUCAGCAGUCACCAGUAUCCUCUACCCAGCUCUCACCAAAUUUGAAGAGAGGGUCAGGACACGGGUAUACACAAUCUCUGAGGAGUCUGUGGUAUCUUCAGAGAACUCCAGCAGCUGUACCAGUUGCAAUGAAGACCUUUAUGAAGGCUAUGGGGGCCCCCCAACUUUUGCCACCAGGAAAGUCAGCUUUACUAACACAAGUAUAAAACCUACUACCAGCUCUCCAAGUGAAUUUCAUUCUACUAGUGGGAAACCAGUGUCUACUUCUUUGCUCUCCUCUAAGUCUUCCUUUACCUCUUUUACCAAGAGCACCCACAUGUCUCUAGACAGUGACGUUUUUAAGGGAAAAUUUAAGCGAGGAAAAACAGCUGUGUAUUUCUCUCCAUCUAAACACAAUGGGCUUCUGUCUACUACACCAAGCAUGAGGAGUUCCAAAUCAGACAGCCAUAUCUCCCAGAUGCAAAAAAGUUCCACAGAUGAUCCAGAAAAUGUUAGUACUUCAUACCACUGCAAACAGAAGUACAAAGUGCCAAAAGAGCUCAUUUCUAAAACUGAAACUACUACAACCACUGACACAGAACAAUUGCCUUUGGCUGGAGGGGAACAUAGGCCAUCAAAUUGCUCUACUCACCAAAAAGAGACCUUUGAUGUGAAGGACCUUAAGAGUAUUUUCUGUGAACUGAAGCUGCCUCUCGCCAAAGUUACUGCAAUGAUUCUUGAUGAUAUUUUCAAAAAAAUAUUAGGUGACCUGGGCUGUACAGCUUGUUCUGUCUCUAUUUCAAUGGAAGUCCUUCUUGAAUCUAUCUCAGAUAGCCUAUUAGGCAGCCAUUCUGCAGAGCCACCGGUUGCUGGUUCAAUUUCAAGGGUGGCCAGUUUUGCUGCCAAUGAUAUUGUUGAAAAUGUGCUCAGUAAACUCCACUCCACUGCUCAGAAGAAAUAUUUUGAAACUAUCUCCAGGGAUGACUUCUCCACAGAAUGGAAAGCAAUGUGCAUUGCAGCUACUGAGAAACGUGCUGUUCCUGAUCCAACCUUUUGGAGAGCUCAGAUGCCCCUGUCCUUUGAGUCUGUGUUUGGCAUUGCUGAGGAGAUUGUCCAGAUUAUUAUUGAUAAACUGAAGGUCUUUGCUCUGUCAAGCCAAACAAAAGUGUCCCAGUUUGAACUCUUUUCUAAAAUCAAAGCAAUUGGCAUACCUCUUGAACAACUUUAUGCAGCAAUUCCACCACAUACAGUAGAAUCUGAAGCCGCAAAUGCAAUUGUAAAAGACACAAUUCGUAAGAUAGUAUCCAAAACAGUUGCUUCUUCAGAGACAAAUAUCCUUCAGUAUGUGGAAGAGAUGAUUGGCAGCAUCCUAAGCUACAUCCAGCAUCAGAUGAGCUCAGAUGGAAAUAUUCCAAGAAGAGAGAGCUCAAUUGUCAUCCAGCUCAUUAAUGAUGUAUUCAACGAUCUAAGCACAGAAAAACUGAGUCUUUCUCCAUCAGCAAGAUCUAGCUCUUGUCCCAAAAUGCGAAGACAGUCUCCUAGCCGUGAUAUUUCUACAGCUCCUGAGACACCAGCAACAGCAAUGACCAUGACAACACUCUUUACAGCUGAGAAAAAUACAAGAAAACCAUUUCCUCCCAUUAAUGUUCCUGGCAUGGUAAUUUACUCUGAAGCUGAACUGGAAGAAAAAGAGAAAAGGAAUCAGGAUGGAAGAUUAAGAGUCAACAAGGAACAGAAAAUCACAUAUGAUGGUUUUGGCCUUGAAUCACGACAAAGAAGCAGGUCUCGCCCCAAAUCUGCUUUUCAGGAUGAUGGGGAAUUUCUGGACAAAGAUGUGGAUGUUCAAUUAACACAUUUAGAGAAGACGGAAAGUAGUUUGGACAAUCUUGUGCAAGAUGCCAUUUUUUGUUCUAUUGAAGGUCAGCAAACCACUACAUUUCCCACUGACCCAGAGCUGAAGACAAAACAACAGACAAUAGCUCAUGAAUGGACAAUAGAGCAGGCCUUGAAAAAAAUGGAAGCAGACUUUAAAGGGGAAGAACAAUUGCCAAUCAUUGAAACAGUGCAGAAUCUUUUAAAGGAAACAUUCCAGCAUGUUUGGGCAGAGCAAACAAUCUGCCCCCCCACUACUCCUCCUCCAUCUCUUGCCCAUAUGAGCAUCAGCAGGCAACAGGCAGAGGAGCAACCAACCUCCAAAGGGCAAAGUGAAUUCACUGGUCAGAUUCUAAUCUCUGAUAUGGAAGUGCAUGGUUUUGCAGGUGAUCUGGUAAAAACUGUGUUCCAGUUUCUUUCCCAUGCUGCCCAAAAUGACUUGCAGGGCAUCAGGAACAGGCCCUCUAGCCUCAUUUUCACUGAUAUUCUUCCUCUAAAUGUGCCCACAGAAGCUGGCAAAGGCCUACCAACAGUGCAUUUCAGAGUCCCCGAGAAGUCCUUUGAUUCAGGAUUCCCACAAGAAGAAAUGCAGAGUAGUACAAAACCUAUAUAUGAUCCAAAGCACAUUAGUCAGACUGAACAUCCAUCUAAGUCAGAUCUUGCUAAUGAUUUGGUGCAAACUUUUAUAGCAAAACUAGAAUCCUUUGUCAUAUCCAAAGUGGAAUCCCAGUUAUGUUUGGAUGUGCAAAACUUAAAGAUGUCAAUUAGUUCAGAUUUUUCCUCUGCCUUACAGGAAGAAUUCAAAAGAAUCCUAGCCAAUCAACAUGAUAGUUUGCCUAACUGUUUAGAGGAUAUUUUUAACUCUUACAAUAACUCUAUUUUAGCUGCAAAAGAAAAACCAGAACAGGCAGUAUCAUUAUCUUACUCAAAUUUAAAAUCAUAUGCCAGUGAUGUGGCUAGGAUGAUUCUGAAAAAUAUAAAGCAUGGGCUGGAUAAGGAAGUGGAUAAAAUUUCAACUCCUCCUGUUAUAUUCUCUGAAAGCAUAGCCGCUACCCAAAUUAUCAGCAUGGUUUUGACUAUUUUUGCUCCUCAUGAACAUCGCUCUGAAGCACAGACCCCUUUAUCACGGAAAGAAAGUGUAUUGGAAAAAGUUUUCAGGAAAAACCCUACCUAUAAAAGAGAUCUUCAGAGCCAAAUCCAAAACACAGUGGAAACCUUUUUAAGUGAAAUCUAUCAGACCAUAAUGUUAGAUAUGGAUGGUUCUGGGAUGGGGCAAUUACAGGUUCCUAAGACUGCAGAUGACAGCACUAAAAAAGCACUGCCCACACCUGCUGUGGUGAAGUCGGAUGCUUCGCUGGUUUCCAAUGACUUGGUGGAUAUUGUGUUUGAAGACCUGAGUUCUGGUCUUGCAGCUGCUCUGAAUAUGAAGGGGGCACUUUCAUCUCGACUCCAGUCUCUCCUCUAUGAUUUUGUUCAGAAGACAGUAGAGCCUCUGACACAAUUGACAGAACGGAGAUCCAAGGCUGGACAUAAGAGUCGUUUUCCAGAUCUCAAAAAAAGUAAGCAUCAAGCCCCUGGCCUAUCCAAAGCUGAAAACGCUUCUGGCAGAAAAAUGGGUGAAUUUACUGCUAAGCAGCUUCCAGAUAUAAAAGACUUUUCUCCUGAAGGCAUAGCAAAAUAUUUAGUUGAUAAUGUCUUCCUCAGACUGGAAACCUUUGUUGAAGAUAAACUGGAGUCUGAACUGGGAAUGGCUGCUAAGCAAGAAAAGCAAUCACUGUUUGAAAGUGGAUAUGCAACAUCAAGUGCGCAAAGAGCCACAGAAGUCAAGGCAGGCAACUGCCAUGAUAAAGCAAAAUUAGCAGUUCAGGACUCUCAAUAUAAUUUAAGGCUCUGUGCUGAAAAACUGACUUGCACCAUUCUUAAAGUAAUUCAGAAGGACCUGGAACGGGAGAUGCUCUCUUGUCAAAAUCUCCUCCCCUAUGAAGAAAAUGCUUCUGCCAAUGAAAUUAUGAAUGAUCUCCUCAAGAUCAUAGCUGUCCAGAUAGCCUUAACAGAAAAUGAGAUUCAAAAAAGGGUCUUGAAAAGGAUUUUUAAGAAACAACAGCCUGGACAGCAUGGAAGUUUACCAUUGUUGGCAAGAGUGGAAGAUGUCCUCAACCAAGUUACCCAACGAAUAGUGGAAGACCUAGGGCAUUUGCCUUCUUUUAAUAAUGAUUCCAUAUUUCUUAGUUCUGAAUCCAAGUCUUCAGCCUAUAAUGGAAUGAUGGACACUGUAUCUCAGGUAAAUGCUGGUAAUGUAGCUGGUGAGAUUGUGGAUGGCAUACUUAAUAAGAUGUAUUCAGUUGUUGUGGACACGCUCUUUACCUCUGGUGUGUCAAAGUUAGAAACAAAUAAUUCAAGCAGCAACAAAGAUUCAUCAAACAUCCAAAAGAUUACUCUGGCAGUAUCUCAACUCCAACCCUCUCCACAGUCCUUGAGUGAAGAACUGGUUCAAAGUGUUUUGAAUAAAAUUUCCUGUUUUGCUGCAUCUAAUUUGGAAGAGGUCCUUCCAUUGUCUGUGCAACAGAGAUGGAAAUAUGACAUGCAAGCUGGCAGUAACACAAUAAAUAAGCCAAGUGCAAUCUCAGAUGAUUCGGAAAGCUCACUUCUGAGAGAGACUUUGUCAAAAUCUGACUUGACAGUAUAUGCUAAAGACGUAGUAAGCAAAGUUUUGGGAACUAUUAUUGAUGAAUUCAAAACAGAAGAUUAUCACAGAACUGUACAUCGAGUCAAUACCUUGUCAUCAGAACAGAUCUCUAAAGCAAGUGACCUCAUUCAUUCUGUUGUGCAAGAUCUAAACACUGAUGAUGUGCAGAUUACUCAUAUGCAUAAACACACUUCUUUGAAACGUUCCCAAACUGAUGGACUUCCUUCUACCCAGAUGUUCUUCCAGUUUGAGAUGACAACAAAAGAUAUCCAUGGAAAGCCUAAAGGUCUUUUUUAUGAAGAUUAUGCAUGUUUCCUCAAUCAAGUUCUUCCAAAGGAAGGCAUAUUAAGAGAAAUAUUUGAACAACAACCAUUGACAGAUGCAAACAUAAAUGAAACUCUUAAAAUGCUGCAAGUGGCAGAGAAUAUUGUAAGUGAGGUUUACAUGAGAACCCGAGAUCUAGAACCUUCUGUUUGCAUUUUGAAGAAGACUCCAGGUGAGCUUAAUGAGAGGCUAUUCUGCUAUGGCUUUAAAAGUGUUGACGGCCCUAGGCUUUUUCACAGCGACUCUCAGACAGAGGUUGGCUCUGUUGCCAGAGACAUUGUGGCAAGCGUAUUUGAAAAUGUGUAUAGAUGUUUAUUAUGCAGUGUUCCUGCUUCUCCAGAGAAAUACAGCUUUCUGGGAAGAAAAGACCAGACAGUACCCAAAGGAUCUGCAAAAAUUCCAAAACAUCGAUUCACUCAAUCUGAAUUUCCUUUUUAUAAUGUUUCACUGAAAAGUGCUAUGGACACAAUUGACAAAAUAGCCAAAGAAACAGUUGAAUGUAUUGUCCUUACACUGGAGACCUUUGUGGCUCGACAUUUUAAACGGGACUUUAAAUGUAAUUUUUUGGAAAUAGUGAAAUUCCCAUUAGAAAGCCUUUGUUUUGCACAACUGACACGAUCCUUAGAUUCACUUUCAACUCAUGUAGCAAAUGUAGCAGAAACAACAGUAGAAGCAUUCCGAAACAAGCUGCAGGGAGACACUGGGAAAGGAACAUUGCCUACUUUAGGAUCAACCCAUAACUUUCUGGACUUUACCAAGUUGGGUGGUGCUGUCACCAGGGAGUGCAUUGAAACUGCAAUCCAACAGGUGCAGAUGCUCCAUUCUGAACUGAAUGUGUAUGCCAACAAUGCCGUCAGCAGCAUCCUUGAAAUUAUUAAGCACACUUUGGACAGAGAGCUAACACACAAGGAAGUCAAUCUAUUUAGCAGCUCUUCUGAAAGCUUGGUGCUAAGUGAGACUAUCAGUGUCAUGUUGGAUCGCUGCAAUGAAAGCCUUACUGAGAUCACCUCUGAAUUAAUGGUGGAGAACCUCCAGCUAGAAAUGUCAGGCCGAGCAUUUGCAAAGGACAGGGCUCUUGCCCAGAAUCAGUUUAAAUCACCAAGAGUGAAAACAAUUUCUAAAAUGUACAGAAGGGUAGAUAUGAGGGAUAGUUUCCCCCCAAUCAAUGUUCCUGGCAUGGUAAUCUACUCAGAGGAGGAGAGUGAAGUACAAGAAGAAGUCCCAUCAAAAUUUCCUUCUGUCUUUAAAUACUCUGAGUGGGAUGCUCAUGUUGCACCAGAGAGACAGAAAUGCAGAUCAAGACCUCCCAGAAGACGAAGACAGGAUAGAGGUCAAUUCAAGCUAGAUUUUCUUGAGGAAGACUGGCUUCCCCGGCAAAGCUCUAUUCCUGAGGGAAGCAUUUUGGAAAAGCUCUUUAAGAAAACAGCAGACUUUGAAGCUACUCCUAGGCAAACUGGAAUGGGGCAUCAGAAAAAGGCCAGCCUUCUUCCUCAUCAUGAGUCCUUUGCAAGAAAAUGUCCUUAUGCAAUUCCAGAAAGCACCUGCUAUUCUGCCUUCUGUCCUCUAAAGCUUGGCCAUACAGCUGAAACCAUUGUCAACACUCUCCUGUAUGAGUUUGGAGUAGAAAAUGAGCCUAUGGUGCAAAGCAGCUGCUGUGAGAAAUUCAGACAUCUUUCUCCACUGAAGGAAAAAUCUCAUCUGAGAUCUUCAGCCUCCUUAGUAUUUGCAGAACCAAAGCAAAAGAGGCAAAGCUUACUCAAUCGCUGGAAGAUCAGGUUGAGUGAUUCCAGUGAGAAGACAAUGACAGAGGAAAGCUACCUCAUGCUGGACAGUAGCAGCCUACUCUCAAAAUGGGAGAGCAAACAGCAUAUCUUCAAGUGCAAGAGUCCAGAGAGACAUAAAGACCUCGAACUUCUGGCUUGUGCUCAUGUCCCAGAUCCCUGUGAGAUUCACCUGCUAGCCAACCACAUUGUUUUGAAUGUCAUCAAGGAACUGAUUAUCUUCCAGUCCAGAGAUGCUUGCUGUCCUGAACAUGGGCUGAGAGGCCCUAAUACCCCUCCUAUGAACAUAGAAGAGUUAGCAUUCCACAUUUCUGAGGUUAUCAUCAAUAGCCUGUGUGAACGAAACAUUUUGCAAGAGAGUAUCAGCAGAAAAGGUUUUCAGACAAGGAGAUCAAGAAAGAUUUUUGUCCCACCUCUCUGUUUGGCUGACUUUGAUGAUGUUUAUCAUCCUCUUGUGAAGGAGGUUAGCAACUUGUUGUCAUUGGAAAUUGAAAUGAGAAGCAGAUAUGCAAGCCAAGGGAAAAUUGGAGAUAGUUUGUCUCAACGGCAUUUGAUUUCUUCACCUCGCUUCAGUAGGGCUUCUAGGGGUGAUUGUAGAGGCCCCAGUGAUGUCAAAAGGACAUCCUGUCUCUCCACAAUGGGUCAAAUAGGCCUCAAAAACAGGAGACUAAACAACGUUGCUUCUAAUCUGGAUAGUUUCAUCCGUAGCCUGAAAACUAGUGAGUCAAAAAAUAUUGUCAACAAAGUUCUGAACAUCAUUUUAGAUUCGUUAUGGCCUGAUCAGUCACAGAAUGAUUUUGGCAUGUCCUUCCCAGAUGCCCGAUCUCAAAAUAUGAUGCCUUAUCAAAAUGCAAAUAGAUCAACUAAAAAACAGCUACUUUAUUCCUCGAUGUGUCCACAUGCUUAUAAACUUAGUAAUGACGUACUUAACAGCAACUUGGGUCUGUCUCCCAAAUCUGUUGUCCUCUUGGACGUUGUGAGUGAAAAGCUGAUCCGGGCACUUUUGGACAAAUGCCUCUUGACAGAUCAUUUUACAGGCACCUUUGCUUUUGAUGAGUUUCCAGAAAAUGAACAGCUUCGUGAUGUGAGGAAGUGUGUUUGUGAUGAUGAAGUCUUGCCGUAUUCGCAUAAAGAGAUGAAAGCCCAUGAGGCUGACUCCAGCACCUCCCUUUUCACAUAUGACAUUAAGUACACAGAGGAGCCAUGGGUAGAGGCUCAGUCAGGGGUGUCUUCCUGUGAAUCAGCCCUUGAUGUUUUGGCUCACACUCUGGUGAAACCCGUAAUGACAGAGCUUUCCUUCAGCAUUGAGCAUCCAGGACAAAUGAAAACUUACUCAAAAAAGACUGUUGAAUUCACAAAGCCAGCAUCUAGAAAAGGACAUGCCCAAGCAUUUAAUAAAAAGCAUGCCCACUAUGGUAAAAGUGAAAUGUAUUCCUCAUCACGAGGUAGAAGAUCAGAAUCUAGAGGGUCUCCUCCAGGAAGGCGUCAAAUGCGAAAAAGCCCCCGAGAGAGGAACAGGUCCAUUCUGGAAGCAGCAGUCCAGCACAGACCAGCUGCACCCACCGGCAGACCAGCUGCAAAAAAACCUUUGUCUACAAGCUGCAAAAAGAAGUCCUACAAAAGAGAAGUGGUGACAGUGACAGACCAUGGAGAUCACCAUCAACUCCAGCCAGUUUUUUCUGCCAUUUACUCUACACAGUUUCUGGAGGACAUUGUUUCUCAGCUCUUGAUCAAGAUCUUUUCUUCACUGCAGAACAAAUAUGAUCAAGAUUCUUGUAUCAACCUUCAUGAGAUGAACACGUUGUUUGUGAAUGCACUGAUGGAAGAAUUUAAGAAAGCUGGUGUUGGAGUCUUGCAGAGAGCUGAGGAGAAAGCGUACUUCCCACUGGUGGAUAGUCAAACUGUCAGCAAAAUAGCUGACUCCAUUUUAAGAGAGUUUGGAUUCCAGUUAGCUGCUGAGGGAGACAUGGGGAGGGACAUAGAUAUUCUGGCUGAGAGGGCAGCUGAAAUUAUCCUGACAGAAAUUUUGGAUUACCAGUUGCCACCAGUAGCGUACAGGAGGCUACCUCAGAGUGCUUUCAGAUAUGUUAAACCUGGACCCAUCAUCCAGAAAAUUGAGCGCUGUGUCUGUUUUCCUAAAGUAAAAAGGAGUAGGCCACCUCCUCCAGCAUACAUUACCGUAUUGUCUCAGAAAUAUUUAGAAAGAGUAAUAAAUCGACUCCUGACUCAGCUUUUUCCACCAACAGAGGGCACCACCUGCAACCAAGACAAAAGAGAGAUGUCAGAAGUUGACUUUGAUGAGCUCUGUUCCUAUAUAAUCAAACAUGUAAUGAGGUCCAUUUCAAAACACAAAAUCUGGGUAGCAAAAAAGGAUGAUCGAUGCUGUUUACAUUCAGAGAAAGAGAUUCAGAACAUGGUUGAUUCAGUCUAUAGAAAUAUGUUAAAAAUGUCUGGCUCACAGUUCUCUAUACAGAAGGAUGUGGAAUGCAGGAAUACUGAUUUUGUUGACUGCAUGACCAGCUUCAUAAUUCAGGAAGUCACUAACCAUCAUCUUCAGACUUUUCUCUCCAAAGAUGAAGACCCUUUGAGAAAUCCUGACCCUGAAGCCUUGUCUGAGAAUAUAGUCAGGACAGUUUUGGAUAGCAUCAGUGAGCCUUCAAUGUCUUGUACUGAAGUUUUCCCAGCUAAGUUUUUAGAAGAAAUUGUUUCCAGAGUUUUAUCUAAAAUCUUUUGUGUUUCUGGGGACAAAAAGAAAAUGACUAGAGGAAAGCCUGAAAUUGAAUUUGGUAAAGUGGCUAAAAAGAUGGCCAGUUCAAUCAGUUUGCAGUUUGGCAGAGCUUCAGUUACUGGGGUGCAAAAAGGAGAGGAACAAAGUCUUGGAGCCUCACUCUCAGAUGUCAUGGAUGAUGUCAUAGACUCUGUAUACAACAAUAUAGUGAGAGAAAGACAGAGGACUUCAGGAGGUGAUUUCAGCCACCUAAGAAAGAAUGUCAUUUAUGAAAACGUUAAAAGAUUGAUUGAAAAAGGCAUCUCUGAUCAUCUUCUACAUCCCUUAUUUUCUGGAGAUUUGUCCAGGCCUUUACCUGUACUUCAAGAGGAGGUUAGUGAGGAGGUUAGUGAUGCUGUUAGAGACAAGGGGUUCCAUGAGGAUGAUAGUUGGUCACCAUUUAGCACCUUAUUAUCAUCAGGGUUCCUAAAAGAUCUAAUUACUGGUCUACUCAACAGAAUUUUCCCUUCCACGCCAUCCAGAGAUACAUCACCUUGGAAUAAAAAGCUCUUGUCAGAAUCAGACUUAAACAAGCUCUCCAAUCAGUUGCUCUAUGAUGUUCGGAUGAAGCUUUUAAAACAUGAAAUCAGAGUUACAAAGGACACACACCCUGAACACUAUGAAUAUUCUGAAGAAGAUGUUCAGAACAUGACAGAUUCUUUGUGCAGCAAGAUCAUACAGAAAUCAGGCUCCCUUGAAGCUGUACAGAGAGAUGUGAAAAAUAAGAGCAAUAUUCUUAUUGAUCGAAUAGCUGGCUUUCUUGUUGGAGACAUUCUCCAACAGCAUGUUCAACCUUUUGUAUCCAGACAGGAGACUUCUGGUUGGGAUAGAGCUGCUGCAGGAGACUCUAUGGGAGGCUUAGAAAUAUAUAGAACUGCUAUCAAGCCCUUGGACCUCAGGGAAGCAAUUGAGGGAAAACAGAAAAGUUCACCUCCUUCUUUCCUAGGAGAUAUUAUUUCUGAAUUGCUUUCAAAAAUCUCUGAUACAUUAUCAGAUAUCUCUGCUAGUGCCUCUAGGGAAGAAGUGGAAGAUGCAGCUGUGAGGUUGGCAAAAUCAGUUACAAAAGAGCUCGCAAAAGGUCACUUCAAUGUUCAAGAAGGUCCUGAAGAGCCUCUUGGUUCCCCUCCAGAGGAUACAAAUAUAGUAGACCAGAAUUCACCUUACAAGGAUUCUACACAAAGUUUUCUGUCUAAAAAAGAUCCAGAAGAUGAGAAGGAUGCUUCACCUUGUCAAACAGCCACUAUAAAAUUUGAAGAAGCUGUAGAUCAUCUGCUUCAGUCAGCAUGCCCAUCAAGUGUACUAGAAGCAAAUUGCCUCAUUCAGGAAAAUCUGAUGGUAGAUCAGUAUGGCCCCCAGAUAGAGCCUUCACUAUCACCCUAUAUCACUGUGUUAUCUUACCCAGUGUUAGAAGCUAUCAUUGACAGGUUAUUUUCCCAUAUUUUCCCAUCAUCAUCUAACACUGCUGCAUCCUCAGAUAAGGGCAAAGGUCCAUUUGGAUUUGAAUCGCAAGACAUAAUUGCCCAGGUUAAGAUGGACAUCAUGGUCAUAAUUUUGAAACAGGCCAUCUGGACCAGCACUUACGGCAAUGAAAAAGAAACUGGUAUUUCAGAAGAAGCAAUAGAGAACAUGGUGGAAUCUGUGUAUUGUGAUGUUCUGCAUGAGGUUCUGCUGCAGCAGCCUUUCCCAGAAGACAGAGAAAUAUUAAGGAAUUUGUAUGUCACUCAGAUAGCUUGUUUCAUUAUUCAUGAAAUGUUUAAACAUCAUCUUCAGUCUUUAACAUCAGAAGACCCACCAUCUUACAUAAACCAUGGUGUUAGGAAUAUUCCAGACUCGGGAGUGACUGUCUUUCCUUGCAGAGUCUUAGAAAAUAUGCUUAACCAGCUCCUGGAGAAAAUAUUCUCCAAUCCAGAGAGCUUUGCUGCAUAUAUUGGAAAACUUGAUGAUGACUUUUCUGAAACAGAUUUCACUGAGAUGGCUGCAAACCUGAAAGACUAUAUUGUUACAGAGAUUACAGCACAUGAAGUCAGGCUGGAAAAUGUCUCAGAACGAAUCCCAGACAUGGAUCAAGAGACGGAAGAAGACAUUGCUACUUCAGUUUAUAAUCAGAUUUUGCAAAAGUAUCAAUCCCAAGAUGAACUUCAGAAUACUCUCAUAGCCCAAGGGAAUGGCACUGUGCGUGAAAUUGCCCAAUUACUCAUAAGAGAAAUCUUAAACUUCCACCUCCACCCAUUUUUAAGUACCAAUGAUUCCUCUUCUGAGUACUCAAAAUGGCAGAAAGAAAGGCAACAAUUUUCUCAACGCAUCUAUUCUGCCCUGUUUUUAGAAGAUGUGGUUGUUGCUUUCUUUUGCAAAAUCUUAUCUUCCCCUAAUAUUUUGGCAUAUUCUAAGGACAUUCAUUUAUCAGAGGAUGAGAUGAGAAAUAUAGUGAUUGAACUUGUAAAUGCUUUGGUAAAUGAGUUUAAAAUGUCAGAAAUUAAGGUUAUUCAGGGUGCAGAGGAAGAUGUGUGCCUUCCACAGAUAGGUGCUGAAAAAGUGAUUGAAAUAAGUAAUUCUAUUUAUGAAAAAUUACUGCAACAAUUUGGGACAGAGUUUGAGAUUUUUAAGGCUUUUCAAAAAAACAUUUGCAUGUUAGCAGAAAAACUGGCUCCCAUAAUAAUAAGAGAUAUCUCUGGUUACCAAUUGUUGCCCAUGUUUACUGGUGAUACUUCUUCAUAUUUGUUUUCAUUUCUGGAAGCUGAGACCAUUGUUGACAGAGUUGAAACUCUCCUUCCAGAACCAGCAUCCUCUGGUUCUGUAUUUGGAGAGAUGUUUGUCAAGAUCUUACACCGAAUAUUUCCAUCUUGGCUCCCUGAUAGUACACCAGCUUCUCCCGAUCCAAUAGUGAGUGAAGAAGGGAAGAGAAGUCCCCCUGUAAGCUAUCUGAAGGAAGAACCAAGUUCUGAUGCCGGAAAAAGUAUUCAAAACAUAGUACAAAAUAUUUGUAAAACAGUCUACGUAAAGUCUGGAUCUCCAAACAGAAAACAGGAAAGCACAGCUGAAGAACUAAUGGAAGCAGGAUUUCUCAGUAAAACCAAACAGGGUUAUCAUUCCCCCAGAUCAAAGUCUCCUCUAAGGCAGUCUCACCUUUCUUCAGCUCUUAGUUCAAAAACUGCAGGCUGGACAAUACACCAUGUGAGACUUGGUGAAGGAGAGCCUCAAUUAAUGCAACUUGAAAAUGGAGGUGAUACUUAUUCAGCUUCUUUCUUGAAGGAUAUCUUUAGUGGGCUAAUUAGCAGAUUGCUCACAUCUACAGCCAGUGUGUGUCUGCUAGAGAAACAAGGGGCUGAGGCUGAGCCUUCACUUAAACAUUUAAUUGAAUCCAUCUUAAAGGAGUUUGCAAAGUCCCCAGUAAAAGUCCUACAGUUACCUGAAGGUGGGCAGACUUUCCCAAAUGUGGAAAAAACAGAGAUUGCUAAAAUUAUCCAUGCUGCUUUAUGUAGCAUUUUGCAAGAUCAGAGGUCUGGAGUCCCAAUCUGCAUGGACAAGGAAAAUGGUCACAUGUUAGCAGAAAAACUGGUUAGAGCAAUAAAGAAAGAAAUUUUAGGCUACCAGAUUCAGGAAGUACAAGCAAAGACAUUCCAGGAUCCAGCCUCUAAACCUUUUGAAUUUGGAGAGAUGGCUAAAAAAGUGUUCACAGAGGUGAAGAAAAUCAGUACUCCAUCCCAGAUAGCUACGCCAUGUCCAUUUCUAGUUUCUCAGAGAUUUAUCCAUGAUGUCCUUGCUUUCCUCUUAUCUAAGAUCCUCCCUCUUCCUACAAAAUAUUCUACAUCGAGUGAUACAGAAGAUCAGUGUGCAGAAUUUGAUUUUAUUCACAUGAAACUCCUGAGCAAUGUGAUGGCUGAGAUCUCAAAAAACAAUAAUGCAGAAGUCAAGUAUCUUGACAGGGUGCAGCCAAACCGUGUUGUCAGUCAAACUGUAGCCAACUCAAUCUAUAACAGUCUUUUGCCAGAAUUUGGAAGUACGUCCAUAGUUGAAAAGUGUAUCAGAACCGGCUGUACAAUCCUUCUGGAGAGGAUUGUGGACAUUGUGAUCAAAGAGAUUUCUGGGAAUCAGAUGCAGACAUACUUUACAGAAGAGCUAAACCGACAGCAACAGGCCAUUGAAGCUGAGAAGGCUCUUGAGGAUCAAUAUGGAAUAGGUCCAGAGCCAUCAGAGGGCCAGACUCCCUUACGAUCCCACCUGAAAGGUUUAUCCUCUCUAAUAUUAGAGGAGGUCGCUGUUAAACUUCUCACAAAAAUAUUCAAUUCUCUUCCUCUGGAUGAAGUAGAUACAAAAAGUGUUGCGUCUAUGAAGGAAGUGGCUAGAAAGAUUAUUAACUCAUUGCAAUGUCUCCUCUCAAAUGGUAAACUUAAUGUUUGGCAGCAGGAUGACUCAGAAGACUUAGCCUCUGAAGACAGCCGAACAGUUGGAGAAGUGGUUGACUCUGUUUACUCUGAUAUCCUAAAACACUCCAACUCUGAAACUUCUCUGUAUGAAGACUUAACUAACAGCAAUGAAGACUUUGUUAACAGAGUAGCCUGCUUCAUGGUGAGUGAGAUUUCUAAACGUGACUUUCAGCCGGUCUUUGACUCACGGGCAGAGUUACUCAGCCCCAGUGUGAUAAAGCUGGAAUCUGAAAAAAUUGUCAAAAAAUUUCUUUCUGACAUGGAGGCAGGAAAAGAAAUAAAGAAAUCUUCAGAAACUCAAAUUCCUGUAGUGCCUGUUGCUUUCCUGGAAGAGAUCUUAAGCCGCUUCCUGACAACAAUCCUGUUGGCACAAUAUGAUUUGGGAAUUCACAAGAAAAAAAGCUUGUCUAAAACAAAUGUAAAUGAAAUUGUUGGCCUGCUAAAAACAUCUGUAGAGAAAGAGAUGACAAAGAACAAAAUCAACCUCGUAGCUUCAGAUAAUCAGCCAGUGCUGGAUCCACAGUAUGAAGAGACGGUCAAGCAAGUUGUCCAUUCUGUCGUCAACAAUGUCCUGGAGAAAUCAGGGUCCCAGAAAGAACUAUAUAAUGACAUGACAACCAACCAGGUUAUAUUUCCAGAGCAAGUAGCCAGUAUCAUUAUCAAUGAGAUCUCCAGCUGCAGCCUGGGAAACUCUUUGCAUGAAAACUCAGAUAAUGAAACCUUAAGUGCCCUGGAAUUGGACCGCAUUGUAAGCAAAGUCAUUGCUCAAGUCGGCUCCCAUAUGGAACUGGAGGAAGAAACGUCUCUGUUAGAGCUGUCCGGCCUUUCAGAACUGCGAGACAAAUCCACACCUUCUAUCCUACUUCAGUCAGAAGAAUUGCCAUUGAAGAUUGUCCCUUAUAUUGGCCAUAAGCCCCUGAAAAUUGACCCAGACAUAAUUUCUGAUCAUUUAGCAGUGCUGUCCAUAAAAACAGAACCCCUGGAGAAACUGAAAAAGACAUGUUUAUCAAAGAUGGGUGUGAGCUUAACAGAAUUAAGAAGAGCCUCUGCAUCAGGCAAAAGUCUGUCCAGUGAGCUGGGGGGUCACCCUCUUCCAGAAGCCAACAAAAGGAAGGAAAGGCGUCCAUCCUUGGAUAUGGCUGGGCGCCUUGGGGUGAGACCAAGAGAGCCUGUCUGCAGAAACUCAUUCCAAAGCCUGACAAAGCCAGACAUCACAAGAGUGGAACUCCUAAAGGAUGUGGAGAGCAAGCAAGACCUCAUCAUUCGCCUGGUAGCACAUGACAUUGACAGCCAUAACUACCCUCCAAGGCAGGCUCUUGACGAUACUGACAGUGAUGAGGAGGAACAAGUACUGAAGGAGCACAAAUCUUUUUUCUUUGAGGCUCCAGCUUUUCAUCCACAACAUGAAAGUACCGUAACAUCACAGCACAGCCUACACAAGUCCCUCACAGCAAAGGCAUCCAGCUGGAAAAUGAGCAGGUUGCCAUCUUCAACUUUGUCUAGCACCAGUGGCGGAAGUGGGCUCCCCAGAGAUAAGAAAGAUGACUCUCUUUUUACAUCCCUGCCUCUGGCAAACCAUGUACAUGAGGCUGUCGCCUCUUCCCCUGGUUCUCCUCUCACUGAAACAGGCCAGAGCACCCCCAGUAAGUCCUUGCAGCCUAGUGUACAAUCUGCACAGGCCACCAAGAGUGAUGAAAAAGAUGCAUCAAUUGAAAAAGCUGUUGUUGGCAUGCAUCUUUCCCGGGAUACAGAAGAGACAGCUGCUGUUGAGAUUACCUCUGUCUAUCAUGACAAAAAUAGCCAUGUCCCAGACUCUGUUUCGGAAGCUCAAACAGAAGAAGAGGAUGGAAAAGUCAUUGCAACCACUAGCCCCGGGGGAAGUAUACCGCCCCGCCAACGAUCUUCUGUGUUUGAGAAAGUCUCCACUGCUCUUUCAAGAGUUUUCUCUCGAACCUCAGCCAGCAACCUGACCCAAUCAGCAUCAGGUCAAGAGAAACCCCCAGGGGAUUAGGCCCCCAAUAAAAAUGCUUCUUUAUAUAGUUGAAAGAAUAAAUAUUUUCAUCAGAAA